UGUUGCCUCAAUCUAGGAUGGGAGGAGGCAAUGGAGCUACUGAUGAGGUCAGCAGCGAUUCGACCGGCAGCGGCGCUGAGGAAGUCACCGUCAAUAUACGAUGCUCUAAUGGAUCGAAGUUUUCGGUAGGGAUAAGCUUAUCCUCGACGGUUGAGGCGUUUAAGGCAGCACUUUCGGAGAAGUGCGAUGUGCCGGCCGAUCAACAACGACUGAUUUACAAGGGCCGGAUCUUAAAGGACGAUCAAACCCUACAAAGCUACGGCUUGGAGGCAGAUCACACCGUCCACUUGGUUCGUGGUUUUGCACCAGCUGCAGCAGCAGCAGCAAAUACACCUCCUGCUAGCAAUACUGGAGGUUCAAAUGCUCCUUCAACUAAUACACGGCAUGUUGGUUCUAAUGAAGGUGGAGCACUUGGAGGGUCUGGUUUUGGUGCUUCACUAUUUCCAGGUCUUGGUUUAAAUGGCUUGGGUGGCAGUGGUGGACCUGGUGGUUUGUUUGGAGCUGGACUUCCAGAGUUUGAACAGGUGCAGCAACAAUUGACUCGGAAUCCCAACAUUAUGAGAGAAUUAAUGAAUAUGCCUGUUGUUCAAAAUCUAAUGAAUAACCCUGAGAUCAUGCGGAACUUGAUCAUGAACAAUCCUCAAAUGCGUGAAAUCAUUGAUCGAAAUCCUGAGCUUGCUCAUAUACUUAAUGAUCCUAGCACUCUCCGUCAAACACUUGAAGCAGCAAGAAACCCUGAGCUCAUGCGUGAGAUGAUGCGCAACACUGACAGAGCAAUGAGCAACAUUGAAUCUUCACCUGAGGGAUUCAACAUGCUUAGGCGCAUGUAUGAAACUGUUCAGGAGCCAUUUAUGAAUGCAACAGCUAUGGCUGGAAAUACUGGAGGUGAUAAUGCAAAUCCAUUUGCAGCUCUUCUGGGGAACCAGGCAGGGAACCAAGCUAGUGAUGGGUCAACUAAUCCAUCAAGUGCUAACUCUGAGUCCACCACAGGUUCCCCAGCUCCAAAUACCAAUCCGCUGCCCAACCCAUGGACUUCUGCUGGGUCUGGUGCUGCCCCCCAGGCUAACACCACAAGGUCAAAUACUGCUGGGGAUGCUAGGGCACAGGCACCUGCUGGGUUAGGUGGACUUGGUCUUCCAGAGUUUGACAACAUGUUUGGUGCUAUGCCAGACGCUAAUCUAAUGACUCAGUUAUUGCAAAAUCCAGCUGUUUCACAAAUGAUGCAAAGCCUCCUUUCCAAUCCUCAGUACAUGAACCAGGUUCUUGGUUCUAAUCCUCAAGUUCGUAGCAUGCUUGAUUCCAAUUCUCAAUUAAGAGAGAUAAUGCAAAACCCAGAAUUUGUUCGUCAAUUAACUUCUCCUGAGACAAUGCAGCAACUUUUGACCUUCCAGCAAGCUCUGUUGUCUCAGCUUGGUCGGCAGCAGUCAAGCCAGGAACCAGGUCAGACGGGUCCAGGAACAGGCGCACCUAACACUAUGGGUUUGGAGAUGUUGAUGAACAUGUUUGGCGGCCUUGGAGCUGGUAGCCUUGCUGUUCCGAACAGAUCCAAUGUGCCCCCAGAAGAACUAUAUGCGACACAGUUGUCACAGCUACAAGAAAUGGGUUUCUUUGACACACAAGAGAAUAUACGGGCACUAAUUGCCACGGCAGGGAACGUGCAUGCUGCUGUUGAACGACUUUUGGGGAAUUCUGGUCAGUAAUUUAUUUAUAUAUUCUAUUUCAUCUUGUUAGUGUCCAUUUAGACCUGAGUUGUAUUCAAGCCCUCUUUUUGGGUAUAAAUAAGUCCAAUUAUGCUAGUUAGGGCUGUGAACAUUCUCGGUGUGUCUAUGAUCAUUGGAUGAUCUUAUUCCUCUCCUCCCUCCCCCCUUCCUCCCUCCCCCCUCUCUCUCUAUCAAGGGUUUGUUGGGCCAAAGUGUCUUGUACAUACUUUAUAUUAAGAUUUGUUAUAUGAAUUGUCUGCAAAAUUUAUUGAAACAUUUUGAAAUUUGUAACACUCGGUUUUUCUUUUUUAGUA
This is a messenger RNA of Jatropha curcas, 2014 nucleotides long. Its product is annotated as ubiquitin domain-containing protein DSK2b. Gene Ontology annotation, molecular function: polyubiquitin modification-dependent protein binding. Gene Ontology annotation, biological process: ubiquitin-dependent protein catabolic process. The record is from RefSeq and is a predicted model, not a curated record. NCBI's taxonomy places the organism in Eukaryota, Viridiplantae, Streptophyta, Magnoliopsida, Malpighiales, Euphorbiaceae. Gene Ontology annotation, cellular component: cytosol.